CCUCUCGCUCCCUCUCUCUUCUUCCCUCUGCAACCACCGGAGAACACCUGCAACCUGAUGGCCACCUCCCCCUGAUUCAACCCCUCCAUCCCUAGCUCCAACGCCUUCAUGGCCUCGCCGCGCAACUUGUCGCCGGUCUCUCUGACCCAGCCGAGCUCCUCCUCGACGACUUCGAUGCCGGAGAGAUCGUACUGGUCGUAGAGCGCCAAGAUCUCGCAAUUCAGCUGGGCGGCCUUGGCGAGAUCGAUCUUCUCGGGGUCGACGGCGAGGUCGCGGAGCUUCUUGGAGAGGCGGAGGGCGCGGAGGGUGUGGUGGAGGAGCUCGGAGGUGGCGUGGAGGUUGGAGAGCUGGAGAGUGAGGGCGGUGAUGGAGCGGAGGGGGUCGGAGAGAGCUGUGAAUUUCUAAUUGUUCUGGGUCCGUUUUGUUAAUUUUUGCAGAGGGUAAACCAAUUCCAACUGAGCUUCGAAAUGAAGAGGCCAAGCUUCGUCAAGAAAUCGAUCUCGAAGAUGAAAACACUGCUGCCUUUUCAGGAGAACGAACUGAUUAGUUGGGGAUUGAUCAUAUAUAGCACUCAUGUCUGUAAGUGUUAAAGAUCAUACAGUUAUCGAUAUUAAUGACAAGAAAUGCAUCUUCAGAGUUCCUAAUGUGCUCCUGAGACAAAAUCCAGAAGCAUAUACACCUGACGUUGUUUCAAUCGGACCUUUGCAUCAUUAUCGAGAAAAGCGAGGCCAAGAGGAUGGUAAAGGAGGCAAGGAAGACAAAGAAGGCAAAGGCGGGGAAGAUUUCCAACUCAUGAAACGAGUGAAAACUCGCUAUUUGAAUGAAAUUCUCACAGGUAUGAAGAUAACUUUGGAAGAGCUGACUACAGAAGUCAUUAAGCUCUCAGAUCAAAAGAAUGAAGGCGAAUUUGAGCAACGCGCGCGCGAUUUUUAUGCAGAACCACUUGAUCAUAUUUCCUCUGAAGAGUUCAUCAAGAUGAUGAUAGUUGACAGUUGCUUCCUAAUUCAACUGUUUCGGAAGUGUAACGACCAGAAACUCAGGGCCCUUGAUGACCCGGUGUUCAACAUGGACUGUAUGUUUCAUUUCCUAUGCCAUGACAUUUUGCUCCUAGAGAAUCAACUACCUUGGUUUGUUAUCCACAGUUUGUAUGGCCUUACCCUUGAUAUAUACCCUGGUGAAGCUUCCCGUGAUGUGUACUCUGGUGAAGCUUCCCUCUCUAUUCUAAUCCUGAAAGUUCUUAGCAUACUACCAUCACUGAAGCAUAGUUGCUCAACCUAUAAAACGCAUCUCCAUGAAAACGAGUGUCAUUGUGAUGCUGAUGUUCUGCACAUACUUGAUCUGGUAAGAGCUUCCAUAGUUAUUCCAUUAACUAACAUAAAAGAGAGCGGGCAUAAAGCAGCUGGUAAAGAAGGUACAUCCAACCCUCAAGAACAUCAAGUGCACACUGGGAACAAAGACAAGAGAGACAAUAAAGCUACUCAUGGAGACACAGAUCAACAUCAAAUUCGUACCGCAACCGCACUCUCAAAGGCAGACAUUAAAUUCAAAAGGGUCGAAAAGGAUAGCAUAAUGGACAUCCAAUUCAACGAGGGUGGGUGGUUCAAGAAUGGGACUCUUGAGAUACCACAUCUAGACGUUGGAAUGUCAUCGAAAACAUUAUUCAGGAACCUCAUUGCAUUUGAGCAAUGCUACCAUGGUUAUUCAAACGAGAUUACAUCUUAUGCCAUCUUUAUGGAUAACCUCAUCUCUUCAAAUGAAGAUAUGGAAUUACUUUGCAAGGAAAAAGUAAUAGGUAACUGGAUGAGUGAUGAAGAUGGUUGUAAGUUUUUCAGCAAUCUUUACAAGGAUAUCCCGCACAAGAAGUUCUACUAUGUUGAUCUGUGCGAACAAGUGAAUGAUCGUUACAGAUUGAAAUGGUAUACAUGGUUGGCUUCACUCAAGGGUGAAAAAUUUUCUAACCCCUGGAGAAUUUCGGCUUUCGCGAUAGGCAUUUUCAUUUUGAUUCUCACCGCAUGGAGUCAGAUAAACAACUUUCGGGUUAACCGGCACAAGUGAAGUUUUAAUAGCUAGCUAGUUAUUCACAAUUGCCUGCGUUUCUCACUUUCUUUCUGUGUGGCUGUUGUUGUUUUUGGGAUAUUUGAACGUACCUUUUAUAUAUGUGUGUUUCGAUGUAUAUGUCGUUGUAUGGUGUUUGUCCUUCAGACCAUUCAUAUGCAAUUUCCUAAUCUGUAUUGAGUUUUUACCUUCUUUGGAGACCCAA
Messenger RNA from Rosa chinensis, 2260 nucleotides. Its product is annotated as UPF0481 protein At3g47200. The transcript has 2 exons. Lineage: Eukaryota; Viridiplantae; Streptophyta; Magnoliopsida; Rosales; Rosaceae. The coding region runs from base 574 to 2055 and encodes 493 amino acids. The record is from RefSeq and is a predicted model, not a curated record.